AGCGCCAACUUCUGAGGAUAUAGCUGGACAUGUUGGAGGAAGCUUAUUCUUGUACAGUUGAUGAUGUCCUAAAGCACUACAAUACGAACACUGAAACUGGUUUAACUAAAAAGCAGAUUGAAUCCUCUUUGAAGGAGUAUGGCUACAAUGAGUUACCACCGGAAGAAAACAAGCCUCUUUGGAAAUUGGUACUUGAACAGUUCGACGACCUCUUGGUCAAAAUUCUCUUACUAGCAGCUGUUAUCUCAUUUGUCUUGGCCUGGUUUGAAGAUAGCGAAGAUGCGACUACUGCGUUUGUCGAGCCAGUUGUCAUAAUGCUCAUAUUAAUCGUGAAUGCAAUCGUUGGUGUUUGGCAGGAACGUAACGCUGAGUCAGCCAUAGAAGCCUUAAAAGAAUAUGAGUCAGAUACUGCAAAGGUUAUUCGUCAGGGUUAUCAAGGUGUGCAGAGUGUGAAAGCACGUGAAUUAGUGCCUGGAGACAUUGUGGAAGUUGCUGUUGGAGAUCGGGUUCCAGCGGAUAUUAGAAUCGUUAAAAUCUUGUCUACAACACUUCUCAUUGAUCAGUCUAUCUUAACUGGUGAAUCAGUAUCAGUUUCAAAGCACAGUGACCCUAUAUCCCAGGCUCGAGCUGUCAAUCAAGACAAAAAGAAUAUGCUAUUUAGCGGUACAAAUGUAGCCUCCGGAAAAUGUGUUGGAGUAGUAGUCGGGACCGGACUUUCAACAGAAAUAGGCAAAAUUCGUGAUCAAAUCAUGCAUACAGAACAAGAUAAGACUCCUCUCGGGCAGAAAAUAGAUGAAUUUGGAACACAGUUAUCAAAGGUCAUAACACUCAUAUGUAUUGCUGUAUGGUGCAUUAACAUUGGCCAUUUUAACGACCCAGUGCAUGGUGGUUCUUGGCUCAGAGGUGCUGUUUACUACUUUAAAAUUGCAGUCGCGCUUGCCGUAGCGGCGAUUCCGGAAGGUCUACCGGCUGUUAUCACAACGUGUCUAGCUUUGGGGACCCGUCGAAUGGCUCGCAAAAAUGCUAUUGUCCGAUCAUUACCAAGUGUUGAAACUCUUGGGUGUACAACAGUGAUUUGUUCUGACAAAACCGGUACCCUUACAACCAACCAAAUGACUGUUUGCCGAAUGUUCACUUUCGGUAACGAGAGUCGGGUCGGUGAUGCUUCGCAGCUAAAAUUUGAUGAGUUUGAAAUUACGGGUUCUAAAUAUGCUCCGGAAGGAAAUGUGCACCAUCAAGGACGAAAAAUAGACUGUUCUGAAUAUCCUUGUCUUGUAGAACUUGCGCAAAUAUGUUCUUUGUGCAAUGACUCGUCUGUGGAAUACAGUGAAUCUCGGCAUGCAUAUGAAAAAGUGGGUGAAGCGACUGAGACUGCAUUGGUCUGCUUGGUUGAGAAAAUGAAUGUCACAAAAGUCUCUAAAUCAAAUCUUACUAAUCACCAGCUUGCAAUGAUUUGUAAUCGCGAUAUCCAGAAAAUGUAUGAAAGAAAAUUUACUCUUGAGUUUUCUCGGGAUAGGAAGUCAAUGUCUACGUAUGUCAUCCCUCGAAGUCAAAUUUCUGGCUCUAAAGAAAAGCUCUUUGUUAAGGGCGCCCCGGAGUCCAUAUUGGAUAGAUGCACUCAUGUACGCACCACAGGCGGCAAAUUAUUGUUAACGUCUGAGCUAAAAGGCGAAGUACUUCGAAAAAUAGCUACCUACGCCACUGGACGUGAAACUCUUCGUUGUUUGGCUUUAGCUACAAGAGAUGAACCACCUUCAUACUCUCACUUUGAUUUAAAAGAUCCAAAAAAUUUCAAGGAUUAUGAGACUGAAUUAACUCUUGUGGGUGUUGUUGGUAUGGUGGACCCGCCACGUUGUGAGGUUGCCAGCAGUAUCCAAGCUUGUAAAAAGGCUGGCAUCCGUGUUAUUGUUAUUACAGGCGAUAAUAAAGCAACUGCCGAAGCUAUAUGCCGUCGUAUAGGAUUGUUUGAAGAUAAAGAAGAUACUUGUGGAAAGUCCUUCACGGGAAGAGAAUUCGAUGACCUCAGUUUAGACAAGAAAAAGGAUGCAGUACGCAACGGAAAGUUGUUUGCUCGCGUUGAACCCGCCCAUAAAAGUCUAAUAGUACAAUUCCUACAGCAGGAUGGUGAAGUAUCUGCGAUGACUGGAGAUGGUGUUAAUGACGCUCCUGCACUAAAGAAGGCGGAAAUUGGGAUUGCUAUGGGAAGUGGUACUGCCGUUGCCAAAUCUGCUUCUGACAUGGUACUAGCAGAUGAUAAUUUUAGCACAAUUGUUGCGGCCGUUGAAGAAGGCCGAGCUAUAUAUGAUAACAUGAAACAGUUUAUCCGUUACCUUAUUUCGUCUAACAUCGGCGAAGUUGUCUGCAUUUUCUUGACUGCUGCUCUUGGAAUGCCUGAGGCUUUGAUUCCUGUACAAUUACUCUGGGUUAACUUAGUGACUGAUGGUUUACCUGCUACAGCCUUAGGAUUUAAUCCUCCUGAUGUUGAUAUAAUGACUAAACCACCACGUAAAAGCAAAGAACCAUUGAUUUCCGGUUGGUUAUUUCUUCGAUACAUGUUGAUAGGCAUCUAUGUUGGGUGUGCAACAGUUGGAGCAGCAGCCUGGUGGUUCAUGGUCUAUGAGGGCGGUCCCAAAGUGAACUAUUAUCAGCUGACACAUCAUUUGCAAUGCCAGUUGGAACCAUCUAUGUUCAAAGGAGUUAAUUGUAGCGUAUUCGCCAGUCCAAAACCUAUGACAAUGGCAUUGUCUGUGUUGGUUUUGAUUGAGAUGUUUAACGCAUUGAACAGCCUUUCUGAGAAUCAGUCGCUUCUGGUCAUGCCUCCUUGGCAUAAUAUGUGGCUUAUCGCUGCGAUCUGCUUUAGUAUGACACUACACUUUGCAAUCUUGUACAUAAACGUACUAGCGGUAGGUCUUUCAGUUUUACCAUUCACUUUUUAACUACUCAUAUAUAUUUGUCUAGGCUCUGGUUUUCAGAAUUUUGUUUAUUAGACGUUCCUAUGAUUCUAUUUGUGUUGGUUUUUAUUCAGACGACUGUCGAGUAUUUUGUUUAACCAGCGGUUCCAAAUCAACGGACUAUCCCUAAACAUUCACUCAUCGACCUGCUAACUUUGGUCUACCGAUUGCUCCCAAUAAUCCAUCAGGCACUAGUAGCGGAUCUUUAGUUGUGAUAGAAGUUUUAAAUAUGGUGCAUUUUAUAAUUUGUUUAAUAGCUCAACAAAUAGUCUUAGUUUUUAAAAAUUUAAGGCAGUAAAAUUUGUGUUGCAAUGCAAACCCCCUUAUAGAGCUGGAUGAUUUUUAUCAGCCCUAACAGAUUGCGGCUCAGAUGCUAUCAAGGAUGGGUUCUGCCACCACUUAAGUGAUCCCAAAAAAGCACUUGGAGGUAGUCGAGAAGUUUGUGUAUCUGGCUAGAUGUGUAAAUGCUGUUGGUAAAGGGGUGAGCGGUAAGAUCAGUUCACGCAUAGUAAAAGCCACACUUACAACUCUAGUACGAGCAACAUUGUUCUAUGCUUGUGAGACCUAAUCUCAUAAGUGAUGUUAGGUCAUCGUUUCUCCGAAGGAUUGCUGACAUUCUAUGGCACCGCUUUAUUAGUAAUGAGGAGAUUCGCCGGGGGACAGAAACGAUUCAUUUUUUGGUAUUAUAUUCAGUGGCUUAGACAUGUACUACGAAUGUCGUUUUAAUGGGUUUUACAUCGCGGAUUGCUUGUCGACUUUGGAACUGAUUCUGAAAAGCUGAGAGGUAGUCCGUUUUUGACAUAGUGCCAUAGUAUGAAAGAAAUUUGUACAUGACUGACGUCUGUUGAUCCUUUAUGAUACCCUGGUUGGAAUCCCAAAAACAGCGCCACACAAUACCUUAAAACGUUAUUAGAUAUGACUGAAAAUACAAGCCAUUGACGACUGUGUUGUGAUUUUCUUUUACGUUAUUAAUGUGAGUGAGAGGAUCUUUUUUAACUGAAAGAUUUCUUUCUGGCUGUAUUUUUCUGGACUGAACUGCUCCGAUUGUUAUUUUUUCUUUGUCGUUCACUUAAUUUUUUAUUCAUUCAUUGUUUUUUACCCUUUCUCAUUUUUCCAUCUCCGAAAUAUUAUUUUGUGGUAUGACGAAUAUUUAUUUUGGUGUUCCUUUGUACCAUUAUUUUUGUAAACUGAAUACACCCAUUAUCAUCCUGUAAAAUAAGUAUAUAUAUAUUUGCGAUUGUACAGCUUUGAAAAUGAAUUCGCCGAAAAGAAAACACUUCACCGAACUAAUCUUUUUUAUUCAAUAUUUUUGUGUUUGAAUAAAGAAUUAAACAAUAUCAAGAAAUCUUUACCAUCCUAUUUCAACAGUGGAUACAGCUGAUUUUAUGACUAUUAACUUGGUGUUGAUGUAAACAUUCAAAUUACUGAUUUACAAAAAUUACAUCUUUUAAACUUUAUUUUGUUUAUAAAGUUUAUCUUACAAACUAUUUACCUGUUAGAUCGAAGUAGGUAUAUUUUAUUAUGUGUUAAUUGUGUGCCUCAAUACCUGUAACUGUUUGUAGCCAAAUGCAAUCGUAUUAUCAGUGCGUCGGUAGCUGAAAGGUCUCAGAUAGAUUCAUUUCGCAUGGUUCACAUAGAUAAUGGAACUUCAAAUGGUGUGGUUCAUCAGUAGUUAGCUGUAAGAAUUUUCUAGUUAAGGAAUUAGCAGUUUAAAAAUCCCCAUAGAAUAUUCAAAAACGAAGAAUAUUUGAGCGAACAAUUGUUUUCAAUAACUUCAUCAUCAGGCUCUACAGUUAUAAGUCCAUAAUUAUAAUAUUUUACAAAGGCCAAGAAUAAGAAUUCAUUAAUACAUGCCUUAUUCUUGGCCUUUGUAAAAUAUUAUAAUUAAGGAAUUAGUUCAAAAGCGUUUAACUCGUUGAUUCUGAAUAACAAAAUUCUGUACACAUAGCUGUCAUUUAAAAAAAACUAUUCCAAUAAUCUAUAUUAGUGGUCAAUAUACUGUUUUGUGUCAUUCAACUGACAAACAGCUCUUUUUUUAUGUUCUAUCUGCAUAUCUAGAAUGUGCAACAUUGUUACAUGUAAUAAAAUGAAAUAAACUCACAUGAAUGAGGUUCUGUUUAAAUUUACAUUUAACGAGUACUUCAUGUUAUUUAUCAGCUGUUUAGUUUCGCAUUAUAAUAAAUCGUUAUUAUAGUCCGUAUAAGUAAAACUUAAACCGACAUUGUUGGCCGAAAUGAAGGAUAACAAGUUAAUAGAGUUGUAGAAAUCACUAAAACUAAGCUAAUUAAAUCAUGAAUACAGUAUUAUAAUUGAUCAAUCAAUUUACUUCAUCUAAUCAGUUUCAUUCGUGAUUUUUUCUAAUUGGAUUGCACUAUAUUUCAGAAUAUAUUCCAAAUAGCUGCACU
This is a messenger RNA of Schistosoma bovis, 5356 nucleotides long. Lineage: Eukaryota; Metazoa; Platyhelminthes; Trematoda; Strigeidida; Schistosomatidae. The record is from the annotation of a GenBank genome assembly.